UGUAUUUUACUUAUGUCUCAUUCGUAAACAACAGAGUACUCCGAGUCUUUGCUUUCUGUUUAUUUUUUAUCGGGUAUUCCUUUGUGGCCUUCACAUUCGUUUCGUUGCGACGUUCUUCAUUUUUGUUUCCAACGCUCGCAACGAACAACCAACCAAACGAAAGCGCGCGCUUGAAGCAACUGAUGAACACCCUCCAAUAAGACCAAAAGGAGGAUAAAACCAAUAAAACAAUCAAGGAAUUGAAUAAGAAUUGGAUUGGACAAAUUUGUUGGACAGGAUUAUUAUUUAAAAAACAUAAAAACAGGGCGAAAUCAGCAUUACAACAACUUGUUUUGACAUUUAAAGGUGCCGUCAGCUGGGGUGAUGCGACUACCUAGUAGAUCUACCUUGGCUUUGUCCAAGUAAAUGUCGCUGGUCCCAAAUCUGCCGUACAAAGUGCAGUCCGAUGGUUUAGAUCUUAAGAAGACUACAAUAUGACCAAAAAGAUUUUAAUGGUUUGUAUGGGAAAUAUCUGCCGUUCGCCUAUCGCAGAGGCCAUAAUGAGGAAAGCUCUACAUAGGCAAGGAGUAGACAAAGAAUGGCUAGUUGAUAGUGCAGCCCUAGUAGGGUAUCAUUCCGGUUCUCUACCGGAAGAAAGGGCGCUAAGUGUUCUACAGAACCAUGGUAUUCAGUAUGACAAAGAAGCCCGGGUAAUUAAUUCAAACGAUUUUGUGGAGUGCGAUUACAUCUUUGGUAUGGACAACGAUAAUGUGGCUGAACUGAAGAAAAUUGCUCCACCCGAUUGCAAAGCAAGAAUCAUGCUAUUGGGAGAUUUUGGUCUUGCAGAAUCGGAAAAAAAUAUAUAUGAUCCAUAUUAUUUUCUAGGUGAGGCACCUUUCGAAGAGGUCUAUGAUAAAUGUCUUAUAGCCUGCAAAGCAUUUAUAAACAAUGUAGUUUUAAAUAAACAUUGUUCAUGAUAAA
Molecule: messenger RNA, 960 nt
Organism: Musca domestica (house fly)
Lineage: Eukaryota; Metazoa; Arthropoda; Insecta; Diptera; Muscidae
Product: low molecular weight phosphotyrosine protein phosphatase 2
Exons: 4
Coding region: 474-956 (160 amino acids)
Biological process (GO): protein dephosphorylation
Cellular component (GO): cytoplasm
Molecular function (GO): non-membrane spanning protein tyrosine phosphatase activity; acid phosphatase activity
Source: RefSeq, a predicted model, not a curated record